AUGUCUAAAAGGAAAUCUAAUACAGCACCUGCCAAUCAACAUCGGCCAAAUAACUUACAAUUCAAUUCAGUCGAGUAUGAUGAGCACGAAUAUUUCGUGAACGGAAGCAUUAUUCCAUCUAUUGACUUUACGGACUGUGAACAUUCCGAUUCAGAUGCAUCCAAUAUUUAUGAGGAUGAUGAUAACUCUAAAUUUGAUUCUUCUGAGAUAAUGGAUAAUUGCGAUUCUAACUUUACUGUUCAAUCUCAUAAUAAUGUGUAUGACAGUUAUACCAGUUCACAAAAAAAAUUGGAAGAUAAUCACAAGUAUGAGUGGAUCAAAGGAGAAUAUAGUCACAAUAAUACUUUAUCAAAUGAGCUUUUCCUUAGUAAAAAUAAUGUGUCUGCUAUAUUGAAAAGUACUCCGACAGAAUUAUUUGAAUACUACUUUUCACUCGAACUUAAAUCUUACAUUGUCAAAUGCUCAAAACUAAAUGAUUAUGAUAUCACAGUUACCGAUCUAGAAAUAUUUAUAGGUAUUAUUAUUUUUACAAUGUAUAAUAAAAGACUAUCUCAGAAGGAUUAUUGGUCCUUAGAUCCAUGCUUGAGAAGUGAACUGGUGGCGUCUGCAAUGAGCCGUAACAAAUUUUAUGAUAUCAAAUCCAAAAUUAAAUUCCACGAGCUUCAAGAUCAAAAUAAUAAUAAUAGAAUUUAUCGCGUAAGAAAAUUUGUAAACAUUUUUAGACAAAAUUUGAUGAGAUUUGGAAUUUUUGAAACGGCAUUGUCGAUAGACGAGAUGAUGGUGAAAUUUUUCGGCAGAUCGGUUUUGAAGCAAUUCAUAAGGGGAAACCCAAUAAGAUUCGGAAUAAAAUUGUGGGCUCUUUGUAGUGCCAGUGGCUACCUCUUCGAUUUUGAAAUAUAUUGUAGGAAAUCUUCUAAUAAGGAUGAUAAAUUAUCUAAUUGUGCCCUUGGUAGUCACGUAGUAAUAAAUCUGCUUCAAGUUGUCAUAAAUACAGUACAUCUGCGUAACCGAGAUCGAUUACACAUAUAUUUCGAUAAUUUAUUUACGAGUCCAGAUCUUCUUGUUCAUUUGAACAAAUAUGGAUUACACGCUACGGGUACCGUUAGAGAAAACCGAGUUGCUAUUAAAAAUACAAUGAGGAAAGUAUGA
Molecule: messenger RNA, 1149 nt
Organism: Phymastichus coffea
Lineage: Eukaryota; Metazoa; Arthropoda; Insecta; Hymenoptera; Eulophidae
Product: piggyBac transposable element-derived protein 3-like
Exons: 1
Coding region: 1-1149 (382 amino acids)
Molecular function (GO): sequence-specific DNA binding
Source: RefSeq, a predicted model, not a curated record